Messenger RNA from Anguilla rostrata (American eel), 945 nucleotides. Its product is annotated as myelin and lymphocyte protein-like. The transcript is spliced from 4 exons. Gene Ontology annotation, cellular component: membrane. Gene Ontology annotation, molecular function: structural constituent of myelin sheath. Bases 118 to 585 code for a protein of 155 amino acids. The record is from RefSeq and is a predicted model, not a curated record. Gene Ontology annotation, biological process: myelination. NCBI's taxonomy places the organism in Eukaryota, Metazoa, Chordata, Actinopteri, Anguilliformes, Anguillidae.
GGAGGAGCGUGUUCCACGGGGGCCAACGUGAGCACAUCCUCAAAAAGCAGGUGCGCUGGUCAGGGGCAUCAUUUGGGAGCGCGCGCACACACGCAGACCUUCGCUUCUUUCGCAGACAUGGCCUCCACCACCUCCAGCGGCGUGUUGCCCAGCGGCUGCAAGAUACUCUGCAAGAUGCCCGAUCUCCUCUUCAUCCCUGAGUUUGUGGCUGGCGGUUUGGUGUGGACGCUGGUGGCCUCCACAGAAGUAUUGAUUCCCAACCCUCAAGGUUGGGUGAUGUUCGUGUCCAUCUUCUGCUUUGUCAUGACCACCAUCUGGUUCAUCUGUUUCCUCAGUGGAAUCAACCAGAAUGGUUCCUAUUGGCCAACACUGGAUGUGACUUAUCAUUUCAUCGCCGCGGCCCUCUACCUGAGCGCUGCUGUUCCGGAGGCACUCAUCACCAUCGAGCUGAAAGCAAUCGCCGUUAAUCCGCCCGGACUGAAGAUCUACCGGGAGAACAUCGCAGCGGUGGUAAUGGCCUACGUGGCCACGCUCCUGUACGCAGUGCACACAAUCUUCUCAGCCAUCCGGUGGAAAUCUUCCUGAAGAAAGCCAUCGCGAGAUAACUGCCAUGACGUGGAACAGAAAAACAAAACAAAACAAACAAAAAAAAAAACACUUGGGAUUGUGGAGUUUAAGAAUCUGUAUGGCCUGUGUUCAGUUGGGAUUUGUCCUUAACUUUGACAAGUAAAUGUCAGUGUUACAUUUCGUCUUUACAAACUCCGUUUGGCAGGUUACUUUUAGUGAUUGCCGAAUUGUUUGUGAUGCAAAACAAAUUCUUGCUUUCAAUUGUUUAGUCAAAGACAAAUGGUGAGUUGAGUCCUCUUAAUGACCUUAUGCUUGUGUUUUAACCAAAGCUUCAGAAUGCACAAGACUCAAGCGUGUGUAUCUUCUGAAAAUGAAAAA